Messenger RNA from Jaminaea rosea, 2433 nucleotides. Its product is annotated as Opi1-domain-containing protein. NCBI's taxonomy places the organism in Eukaryota, Fungi, Basidiomycota, Exobasidiomycetes, Microstromatales. Gene Ontology annotation, biological process: endoplasmic reticulum unfolded protein response; regulation of transcription by RNA polymerase II; phospholipid biosynthetic process. Bases 1 to 2433 code for a protein of 810 amino acids. Gene Ontology annotation, cellular component: nucleus; endoplasmic reticulum. The transcript is spliced from 3 exons. Gene Ontology annotation, molecular function: transcription corepressor activity. The record is from RefSeq and is a predicted model, not a curated record.
AUGGCGCAGCAGGGCGAGACCAGUCGACGGCAGAGCAGCAAGACGCCCGAGGCCACUUCCUCUUCAAGAGGCUCUCCGUGGUCUCGAGCAAUGGAGAGGCAGGAAUCAUUGACAGAGGAAGAGGCAAUGUGGAUGAGAACGAGGGAAGAGCAACAUCACGAUGCGCCCAGCGAGGCGCCGACACCUGCGGCUACCGACGUUCCAGAGACGCCACUACCUUUGCCUGGGAUGGAGGGGUCUUCAACACCAGCUGGGAGAGCAACGAAUCUCGAUGCAGAGGACGAAGAUGUGAGGAUAGCAAUCAUGGCGCUUGGAGCCAUGAAGCAUCUGGAUGGGAGGAGCGGGGGAGAUCCAGCAGGAGGAGCAGGAGGAUCGCAUCAUCAGCAGCAGCAUCGUGCAGCAACGCGGCAAAGAGAUGGUAGCAACGCCUCCCACACUGCAGGCUCAUCCAUUGUGUCGACGUCGUCCGUGAACUCGACCGCCAUCUCGUCGCCCAUCUCUACACCGCUCACCGAGUCGAUCACCACUCCAGACUGCAGCGUCACCUCUCAAGCACACUUUGGCGGCGGCAGCAGCAGCAGCAGCGUAGCCGGGGCCAGCACAAGCAGCAAUGCCGGCGCUGAUGCAACACAGUCCUUCAAAAGGGCGGCUACUCUCGCCGACUUGCCGCCUGACUUUGAAUUUCCUGCCAUCAUCCAGGACGAAGAUGGGAAUGAGGUAGAGGUGGAUCGCGAGAUGAUGAAGGAUGCGGAUUUCCUCAAUAGGGUCAGCCACCUGCCAAUGGUCAGGGGAACGUUGCGCGCCUACGAGAUUGGCAAGCAGAAGAGCAAGAUUGUAAAGUACGGAGGCGACCUCGUCGAAUCCUCAGUCAAGGCCAUCUCACGCCCCGUCGUAGACCGGCUGGGCGCAUCGCUAGGCGGCAAGGGCAAGGAACAGCUCGACGACUUUGCUUGUCGCCAGCUAGACCGCCUUUAUCCACCAGGCAAUGCUGCAGAGAAGCAAGUUAUGGCCGAGUUGGACGAGCGAGAGCGGACAGAGUGGGCGCACAUGGACGACGAGGAGAGGAUGAAGCGUCGUAAAGCGUAUUGGGCACUGCAUAUGGAGGAGAAGGAGAGGGAGAUGGUCGUCAACGAGCUGCGGCAGCGCAAGGGGAAGGGAAGGGCUGAAGGGAGCGAAUCGACGCUCCAACCGCAGACGUCGCUCUCGUCAUCAAGCGCCCUCGCUUCAACAUCGGCUCCACUCACCGGCGCUUCAGCAACGCGUUCCUCCGUCGACGACGGCCGGGCCGCUUCGGGUCGUGCCCUCGUGGAGCAGGCCACAAAGAAUGGCACAGGAAGCAGGUGGGGCUCAAUGCUAGUCGAGGCAGGCGCGACGGCCGGCGGCCUCUCAGCGGCAAUGAGUGAGGAAAGCAUGAAGUCACUCAAGUACUGCCUGCAGUGGUUGCAAUACGCAACAGCGCACAUCGAGCACCAGAUUACCGUGCUCCGCGACCUCAUCGUCAAGCUUAAUCACGGAGAGCUCGAGCUUACGUCCCCGGCGGCGCAAAACUUGUCCCAGAUCAAGGGGGACGUGGUCACGACCAUCAGGAGCGUGGUGGAUGUAGUGGGCAGGUACGCGGGAGGAGCACUGCCAGAGCCGGCGCGCGUUAGCGUCAAAGCCUUCAUUCUCAGCCUGCCAGCGAGGUGGGCAACGGUCAACCGCGCUCCAGCGACGAGCUCGUUUGGGGGCAGCCCGGCAAGUCCCUCCUUCUCGCCCGCGCAUGGGACGCCUCGAAGCGGCAGCAACGGCGGCCCAUCGUCCACUCCAUCGGCAUCGCAGGACCUCACAUCCGCCGCCGCCACAGCUCAAGCUGCAAAUCGCGUACUCACCCUCGCAGUCGAGUCGCUGGACAUCUUGCGCUCCGUGACAGUCGUCGUCGGAGAGUCGCUCGAUCGGGCUGAUCUCUGGGUUGAGCGCCUGCGAAUGUUGGGCCUACAGAGGAAGCGUCAGCACGAGCACGAGGUGACUGGAGGUGCGCCUCACAGCAUCGAGGCUCCUGGAGGAAGUGCCCCGCAUUGGGAGAGUGCGAGGGGCUUGUCGAGCUACCGCCGGGGCUCUGUCGGUGCGGGAUCAGAUUUGUCCAUGGACACGUCUGCUUCGACGAAGAGGAGGAGGAUGCGCGCAAUCGAGGGGGGCGCUGGGCCUGUGAUGGAAGAGGGCGCUCACCAUUCGCAGCUGGCUGGCACGCCCAUCGCAGGAGCGGGGAGCGCCAUGGGUGCAGGGAGCACUUCUGUAGCGUACAAGAGCGGCGGCGCGGGAGCAGGUUCGACGAAUACGGCGGCCAGUCGAAGGCGCAGGGGUGUUCCAAUGGCUUCGCAGAGGAGCUCCGGUGGGCCAACGCAGGGUGGGGGCGCUUCGACGCCGAGUUUCGAGUUCAGGCGGGAGCUGCCUUGA